Pocillopora meandrina is the source of this 9663-nucleotide messenger RNA. The record is from the annotation of a GenBank genome assembly. NCBI's taxonomy places the organism in Eukaryota, Metazoa, Cnidaria, Anthozoa, Scleractinia, Pocilloporidae.
AACGAGAAACAUGACGAGGAGUAGUGACUGAUCAGUCGUGAGAAAAACGAGGAACAUGGCGCGUACUAGUGACUGAUCAAGCAAACGAUUUUGGAUCAAAAUGUUUCGGCAUACUUUGAAAGGCGUUAAGGUAGUGAGUAGUUACGCUGUUCCGACGUUACGUAAGUUGUGGUUUCCCUUUAUAGGUAAGCCUUUUGUACUCAAGCCUCCUUUCCUGUCUAUUUUUCAGUCCAUAACUGUCCAGUCGCCUUCACUAGAUUUAAUUUGUCAAAGAAAAUUAACUCUUUUUUCCAGAGAGUCAAGCAAGGUUGUUAUCAAGCGUGAUCAGCACCCUUGAGCCGCACUUGAAAAAUCUUGUGAAACAACACGAAGAGAUCACUGAGAGGUUGUCUGUUACUGAGGUAUUAUUUCUGACCAGUGAUAAUACAUUUCUCUUACUAACCCAGUUCGAGGUCUGUACUGUAAGUUAUGGACCGAGGGGAAAAAACGAGGUUUCGUGACUUACAUUACGCACUGACAAAGCGAUGUUACAUUAAAAUAUUGCCUGCUAAUUUGACUAAGCAGAGCUCACGUACUAUCUGAGAGAUAUAGUGAAUGUAUAUAAUGCUUUUACCACUCUACAUCAAUAUCUUUUAUAUUAAGCCAUUCCAAAGAUAACGAGAUUUAUUCUUAUUGGGUUUAACAAAUCUCCUUGAAAAUUUAAUCAGAAGAUACUUCAAGGAAAUACUUCUUGGGAAAGUUGAAAUAAUUUUAUUCUCUGAACUAACAUCUUAAAAAUCGUAUGGCAGACAGUAAGGAGAAUUACAAAUGAAAUUUGGGGAGUGAAAGGGUGAAGUUACUUCAUUAAGACUCAACUUUGGGUCUGAGAUGGUUCUUUGAAUUUCCAUGUUUGUAAGGGUGGUUUUUAGUUUUAAAGUCCUCCUUCCUCCAGCACUCUGUACCCUCAGCUGACUUUUUCAAAUUAUCAUCCCCCUUCCCUUGAAUUCAGUAUCAGUUUUUUCUGAUAUUUUUGGAUGGAAUGUUACUUCACCACGAGCUAACCUCCCUCCUCUCCUAAGAAUUUUGUCAAAUUUCCCAUUCAAACAGUUUGUUAUAUUCCAUUUAUAAUCCUCAGUAGAAAGAGAAAAUCCUGAAAUAUAGUGUUUCAGCCAGGAACACUCAACAAAGUGACUAUAACCAGGACUUGUAAUGGAACCUUCCCAUCUAGAAUCCAUUAAACCUUUACACCCUCACAUUGGUUUAUCUGCCCUUUACACGAUGGGAUCCUGACCUGAGAUACUCCUCUUGUGGGUGUGAAAGGGUGUACACUAACCUGUUGGUCAGUGUGUCUUACUUUGUGUUGUAGUGACCGGGUGAGUUGCCUUUCAGGGGAAUAUUCCAACUGCGAGUGAACACAAGACUUUAUCCAAGCAGCUUUCUAAACUUUCACCUAUUGUCCAUUUGAUAAGCCAAAUUGAGACAAAGGAGAAGGUGAGAAAUAGGAAAUGUCUUGAAUUUGUCUUUUUAUAAUGUUAAUUAUAUAGAACUAAUCAUGAUGAUUACAACUCAGUUCGAUUGGGACAAGGGUCUUCACUGAGAGGCAACAGAAGUUUGAUGACCAUUUUUUGAUGUUGAGUCGUGUUUUUGUGAAACUGGCUCCAUUUUCAUUGUCAAUGUGUGGUUUGACCUCUUUUGGCAGGCUUUUAUGUUUGAUGUUAGGCAAUGCACAGCUAUUGAAAUUUGGUUAGAAUUGGAAAUGGGGAAGGUUGCCUGUGUUAACACCAUAAUUUUACGGUCAAAACCUGGGUAACAAACUUUUUCUGCUUGACAAUCAAAUGAUAAUUAAAUAUUUGAUAGUUUUUAUUUCUAUAGUAAGAAGGUGAGAACAGGAAACAUAUAAAAACAGAGACAAAGAAACUGAAUGUAUGGCACUGCAUGAAAUCCAUUUAAAAAAUGAGAUGGACCUAAACCAGUUAAUCUUGGUGUGAACUGGAGUAAACAGUGCAACUAACUACUGCAAUAUCUGUUUCAAUUCUUUUUUCUGUAGGAAAUCAAGGAUUUAGAUGAAAUGAUAUUGGAAAUUGGUGGAGAAUUAGGGAAAUUUGCCGAAGAGGAUAAGAAGCAAGCUCUCAGUGAUAUUAAGAAAAUUGAGGUACGUCAGUCUAUGUCACUAAGCAAUAAAAUAACUUAAACUUGAAGGUACAUUGUACUUUUAGCGUUUUGGAAUUUCCUAUCAGUAUGUGUACCCUUUUCUACAGCAAUCAUUUAGCAUUGUUUCAUUAAAAAGUUGUAGUUACUUUUUAACAAAUUCUUGCACAAUGAGCUAAAUAUAAGGAUUUAUACUAGAAUAAACGGUUUCUGUUUCACUCUCAAGGUAAAAUCUGAACCAGUUUUGAAUAAGUACAAACUUACUUCACCUAGGUGGUUGUUACUUUACACCAUGUAAAUUUUCUGGGCUGAUUUAGGGCAAUUUAGCUCAGUUCUAGUUUAUCUGCUCCACCCUCUAUAUAAUCUUUUCCCAAGGUAGGACACUGUAUGACACCAAUAAAAUGAAUCCAAUGAAAGCAAAACAUUAUAAAUUUGGUCCAAUCACCUUGAAACUCCACAUACAAUAGCAACAUAAUGACAAUUCAUACUAGUGUUCCUCAUUCAGGAUUAUAUGCAAUGAAAAGGAUAUAACCCUUUACACCCCAACAUUAGUAUGCAUAUUCACCAUACUUUCUUUAUACAUUUUUUUAAUGUUCUGAAAAGGAGAAUUUGUUUAACAAUCAAGAGCCUCUUUAGUUGUUGAUCAUUUCCCUUAUUCUCAUGACCCUAAUGUUUUACACAGGGGUGAUCUUGUAAGGAGAAAUUGGAUGCCAGUCUCUCUAAGGGGUUAAAGAGUUAAACACAGCCAAUUCCUAGCUAUAAGUUUACUGAUAGACUUUGGAUGAUGAGUUAUUCAGAUUUUGCAGGACCUUAAAACUAUAUGAACUUUCAAAGAGUGGCUGAUUUCUAAAUUUUCUCCUAUGCCACUCUCUUUGCACUUUUUGGAUAUUAUUAAUGUUACCCCUUCCCUCAAUUUUAUAUUCUGACCAUUCAGACUUAUUCUGGUUUUGCAUCAUGUUAGGUGCAAUAGCCUCUGAUAGAAAGAAAAAAAGAACUGAAUUGGUUAAUUUUGUUAACUAAAUUUUCUUUCCUAGGAUGAGUUGCUUAAGGCUCUUAUUCCUCAAGAUGGUGAUGAUGAAAACAGUGCCAUACUGGAAUUAAGGGCUGGUAUGUGAGGAAAAUAAUUUAUUAGUAUGGGUUUGAAAUGACUCAGCUGGUCGGGUACGAAUUGACCUAACUGGGUAUGGAACAACGGUGUAUGAAACAAAUGUAAUUACAAAAUGUUUGGUAAUCCUGCUAAAUGCUUUUUACUCUUAAGAUUAAGAAACUUUGAACACAAUGAUUUGAUAAUGCAAGGGAAAUUAUAGUGCACUGACUAAUUACAGAAAGUUCAUGACAUGCAAGAAAAACUCCAGAUCAUAAACUUAUAAUUAUUUGAUCUGUGUGUUGUUAAGUUUUCUCACAUCUGAUUGGUAUUUUCCUUGGAAUACAUAAUUAUUCCAUAAUUGCUUGUCCAAGCUUCUGCUGUUUGCAGUUUGCUGAGUUCCACAGAAAGCAAUGCAAGACUGAUUAAAUAUCUUACCAUCAGCCAUUCUCUUUCAAAAACUAAAGAUAAAGGUGUGUGGCACUGAGCAAAUAAUAAUUGCUAUAUUUGUGGUCUGCAGGCACUGGUGGAAAGGAAGCAUCCUUGUUUACUGAGGAGAUGUUGACAAUGUAUCAAAGGUUUGUCUUAAAAACUAAAAAGUUGAUAUGUCUUUUAAGUGUGCAGUCAAUGUAAAAUUCUGCGAGUAUUAAUUUUAUCAGACAAUAGUUCCUUUAAAUUAGAGACUGGUUUAACCCUCAGAAGUGCUUAACAUAUAGCUUCUCCCUAUAACAUCCAUACAUUAUCCAGCAAACAUGUAAUGAGAAUACUCAAACUAACCAGGUACAAGUUGUUAUCUUGAUCUAGCACCCAAUUCUCAUAACUAAUUUACAAGGAAAUGUGUAGCAGCCAGAUGGGAGAAUAAACAAUCAGAUCUUGGGUUAAGUAAAAUUUGAAUUCAGUGAAUAAAAGUUAUAUGUUUAUGGCCCCUGUGGUGUAAUCGCCACUGUUCAGGGUGAAACAAAUGGUUUUAAAGAAGAACUAGAAAUCAAACAAUUUUUGUCUUUGUUGAUUAAAGACUAGUCUAUCCUUUCAAAAAAUUGUCUUAAAAGGUGCCAAAAAUUUGUGUGUCAGUAUGUAAGGAGAUAACUGUUGUAUAAUACUUUGUAAUAGCUGACGUAAGAUUCUUUCAAUUGUUUCUGGAGCACACUUUUCCUUUAAUUUAUCUUUCCUUGCCUACCCCAGGUUUUCAGCUUACAAGAAGUGGAAAUUUGAAAUUCUGAACAUUAGUAAAAGUGAAGGUGGUGGUAUUAAGGUAGACUUGAAAGUUUGGACUCUAGGAUAAUUUGUUGGAACUAUUUUGAAUUUUUAAUCUAUCGCACGGUUACCCCUAGUGUUUCAUCAGGCUUCUCUGACAAUUUUCCGGUACCCAUUUAGAGAGAAACUGUGGGAGUAAAGUGUUUUCCCCAUGGACACAACACAAUGGUAUGCAUGGGGCCCGUUUCUCGAAGGUCCUGGUAACUUAAUGGGCCCGCAUAGCUGUUCUGUUUUCAUUCAAGAUGAUGGUUUCAAAAGUUUUAAAAGUUGUACAAUAAAACUAUCUGACAGCUAAAUAAACAAAAUGGAAUAAUUAGGGUGCCAAAACCUGCUUCUCUGUUCUUUAACAUUUAAUUUUAAGAUAACUAUGGCUUCGGGCCCGGAACUUUUGAGAAACGGGCCCCUGGCCAUGUAUCGAACCCAGACCUCUCAACCCAGAGUUCAGUGUGGAGUUUUGUUUGAAUUACUGUACAAGUUGAAUUUUUUCCGUUAUGCUCUUAGGUCCUAAUGAAUGAAUCUUGUAGGAUUUCUACGAAAACCGAAGAAAUAAAAACAAUUUCUGAUCGAACUAAGAACUCUUGGUAGCUUUGUUUUCACGCUGUAAUUUUAAAAUUGAAUAAUAUUGAGUUCAGUUUUGUUCUACUGUUUGCAGGAAGCAUCUGUUAGUAUUGUAGGGAGUGGUGUGUUUGGCACGAUGAAGGUAACUUGAAUGAGUAUUUAAACAUUAAAAGUUUGUUGCAAGAAUGAACACCUUACAAAUGUGGCUUAGCUUGUGAUUAGGCCUGCGUUGUUACGAACCCUAAGCUGUCAGGACGACAAUACCGAGGAAAACGUCGAUUAAAAAAUGAGAUUUAUGUUAGUUAGAAUUUCACGAAUGGCUAGAUGUCUUUACUUUCUCAUACGUCGCCACACUCCAACUUCAGCAUAGCGUAUGUGAGCAGCUCCAAAUGGAAACUUAAAUUAUUUGCCAUCGGGGUUACCAUGCUCAGACCACGCAAAUAUUUUAUGAUUUUACGUUGUUGUUUUGCAGAGGACGGCAAACAAAUGUACAAAGUUUUAAAACGUACGUGCUGAGCUAUUGUUCUGCCCGUUAGGUCUUUUUUUUUGUCACGCCCUCUCGCCGUUGCCGUCGUGUUUUGCUGAAAUCUCUUUCGCACUGUAAGUCGCGCGUUUCUCCGCUCGGAUGAAGAUUUUAGACGCGUAGAGGAGAGGGUUACCGCUGAGGGUCUGGGGCUAAUAAUUAAACAAAAUAUUGACAACUUUCUAGGGGCCAGAAUCGGAAAAAAGGUGCAGGGUCCUCACAGGCCCCCAUUAGGGACUUUUAACAAACCACGACCGCGGCGGCGACGAGGACGUGGCUAAACAUAAGAUUUAAUUGGCAGAACAAUAGCUAAGCACGUGCAUUUUAAAACUUUGUACAUUUCCUAGCUGUCCUUCGCAAAACAACAUCGUGAAAUCACCAAAAAUUUGUGUGGUCUGAGAACGGAAACCGCGGAGGCAAAUUAUCUAAGUUUCGAUCUGGCACUCACAUACCUCUUACUGAAGUUGAGGUGUAGUGCCGUGAGAGACGGUAAACACAUCUAACCAUUCGUGAAAUUUUGACUAAAAAUUUAAAUUUAUAUCUGAAACUAUGUCUUCGUCGGCGUUGUCGUGCUGACUGCUUAAGGUCAUUAUCUGUUACACUCCUUGUAGACUUCUCACCAGCUGCGUUACUCAAGGUUUCAUACACGCUGUACUCUCCCGCAGUGAAGAAACACUCGCGCCGAAGCGUUAAUGAGGGCCCGCACGCAGUCUAAAUGUUGCUUAGGUUUGUUUCCUGGGCAUAGCCUCAAAUGUGGGUUGAGUUUGUUGUUGGUUUUCAUGCUUGUUCCAGCUGAUACUCUAGGUUCUAAUUUACCUCGAAACGGUCGACAAACAGACUCUUUGAAUUUGCCACUAAUAAAAUUCCAUUUCUUAUUUAUCAUAUACAUUGUUGUCAUUUAGAUAUCUCUCUUCUAAACUUGGUUAAUGACCUUCUUAGUUGUCAUUUUUUGCUAGUUUGAAACUGGUGUCCACAGAGUUCAAAGAGUUCCGCAGACAGAGUCACUAGGCCGUGUUCACACUAGCACUAUGACUGUGGCAGUGUUACCACAGCCUGAAGAGGUACAGUUACAUUACAACCAAGUAUAUUGAAAUGAUCACGUCGUGUGCGUUCAACUAUUGAGAGUGUUGUCCAAGAGGUACAGUUACAUUACAACCAAGUAUAUUGAAAUGACCACGUCUUGUAGGUUAAAAUUUUGGGAAUAUUGCCACAAGGGGUUUCUUUACUUUUUAGUAUUCUUCUAUUAGUUAUUAUGCUAUUACUAAUUAGAAUCGAAGGAUUGAUUUUUUAAAAUAUUUUAUUUUAUUAUUUUCAUAACACAGACACCAAAAUGCUAACAUUCAGUUAACUAGAUCAUUUGCCUACCUGACAAUACGCACAUUUACAAUUUUUCUUCUACUCUGUCUACAAUUAUGAAAAUGCUUCAGCGCAGCUUAAACUAAAUUACUCACGAUGCCUUUCACUACAUAUUAUUGACGUCAGCCAAGUUACGAUACCUCACAAUACACACUGUACAUUUCUUAUUAAAAAGUUACUGGCAUCGUUUUUUCUCCAGGUAGAUGUGGUGAUUAAUCCAAACGAUCUCAAAGUUGAUACAUUUAGAGCAUCUGGGUAAGUAACUUAACAACAGUACAAAAACACCGGCAGUGACGUGCUUCUCAAGCAGGUUUUUCUGGUUUGUUUCAGUGCCGGCGGUCAGCAUGUCAACAAAACUGAUUCUGCAGUCAGAAUAACUCAUUUACCGACGGGACUUGUGGUCGGUUGUCAAGAGGAACGAUCUCAGAUUCAGGUAUUAUAUGAUAAGCUGCAUUAUGUUCGCAUUUUGAUUGUUUCCUUCUAAUGAUCCUUUAGAGUACAGGCGCAUAGAUGACAUUCCAUUAACAGAAAUUUGCUUUGUUAUCAUUUAAAACAAAGACAUUUCAUGUUGCCGUUGGUCUGCACAAUAAUAGAUCAUAGAUUACGUUGAAAUGUGGUAAGUACAUCAGUGACACACUCGGUGCGACGGCAUCGGUUUCUCUUCGCUACGCUACGUGAUUGGCUCAGAAAACGCGUGCCACCUUCUUAGCCAGUGAGAUGCAAUACCGAAACCAAUCGCUACUUGGUCGCUCGCGUUUUCCCGCGCUUUGAGCAGUUUCUUAAUUGAACGCGAUUUGUAUCAUCCUGGUUUGCCGUUGUGAUUACUCCUGUAAUUGUUUCGCGAUACUCUUUAAAAAUAUAUUCUAAGUUUUUUUCCCCCUUUUUAGAAUCGCUACAAAGCCUUACAAGUGUUACGAACGCGUCUGUACGAUAUACAGCGUCGACAACUGGAUUCAGAAAGAUCUGAAGCCCGCAGAAAACAGGUCAGCAGUAAAACGGAAAACGGACUGAUGCGAUAAACACGAAACACAGCGGUCAAACGUUUGCGCAUGCGAUCUUUAUAUUGGCUAGUUAACGCGCUUUCGGGCUGUCAGAACCAAUCGCACGAGCUAGCAAGUCACGAUGUUUUCCUUUGAGAUUUUGCGCGGGAAACUGGAGCGCGGCCGGCCAGAUUGGAUCCCCAUGCGCACGUCCAAAGUUUGACCGCUGUGUUGCUGCCGUAGCACGAAGCACGAGAGGUCCUUUUAUUCAUUUUAGUCAGGCUGGUCAGGCUGGGCGUCUAUUUUCCGUAACCCAAGCAUUUUAUGAAGUUUCCUAGAUUGUUCGCAGGUGCACAUUUGUACUCCAGGGUGCUGGAGAGAGAAACUUUUAAGUCUGUUUAGUUUGCCCAAUAACAUAAAACAAUGAUCGUGCGCUUGCUUGAGGGAGUUUGCCAACUUGUACUUGAGUUCUAAUUUGCUCCUUGUGGUAGCUCCUUUAUUCCUGGCUGUUGUGUUUACCUAGUUUGCUGUUUUACGACACUCAAUCAAAUGUGAUCUAAAACGAAACGUUUUCCAUUUAAUUAGAUCGGGAGUGGAGGGAGAUCAGAAAAGAUAAGGACGUACAACUUUCCUCAGGUGAGUCCAAGGUUUUCCUCUGUUUCGGUUUACUAUGGUCUUUUUAAGUGAGAAAUAUUCAGUCGAUACAUUGUGAGCUUUACAGGAACAAUGGAAAGUUGUCUGUUUUGCACAUUCCUCCGCUGUUGUUACUUAAUAAGAAAAUCCAACUCAUAAGUCGGGAAAUUAUGGUGAAAUUUGAAGUGUUGGAGACGUGAUUUCGAAUGUUUGAUGUUUGUCCCCAAUCGCCAUGAUCACCUGACCUCAACUGGUCAACUCUGGUCGAGAAUUGUGUCAUAUCUCGCUAUAAUCACCUCGCGCGAGGUGAUUAGAGUAGGAGCGCUACUUUUCAAAAUGGCUGUAUUGUGUUUUGUCAAUGUUUUUCGAGGAAGUGAUAAACGCAAUAGUAGAAAAUUGAAAUUCGAAGAGCACAAAAGAUGCUACUAACGUAACGCUCUUGUAACGUAACGCUCUUCGAAAGUAACUUGAAUUUUUUACUGACUAAUUGAAAUAAACCUAGUGGAAAUUGUGUGCCUGUCUUGAGACGAGUAAUCAAAACAACCAUAACAAAAUAUGCGUAGUGCUUUCUCUAUUUAUGAAUAGAGAAAGUAGUGCGCAUAUUUUGUUACAAAAUAAUUUCAACCACGUAACCAAUUUACCAGAAAAUUCGAAAGCAACGGAACGAUUGUACCAAUAACAAUUAUUGUCCUCGGGCUCAAUGCAUAUUGUUGUUAUUCAAAAAUAUUCACUUCGCCUUCGUGAAUAAUUGUAAAGCUAUGGCGGUGAUUAAAAAAAAAAAUUGCACAGCUUCUUGUGCAUAUCCUCCUUCAAAGUCUAAAAACGAGCAUGUCUUCCCCAAGGGCCGAGUGACAGAUCACAGAAUAGGUAUGACUGAGCAUGGAGCAGAACUGUUUUUAGAGGGAGAAGACAAACUUAAUCACAUGAUCACGGCUUUGCAGUCUCAACACGAAGCCGAGGCGCUACAGGAACUUACCAGUCAAUAUGACACCGGAAAAAAAGGGAAUAGGUAACCAAAGGAAAACACGGAAAACACAGCCAAAGACAACAACACGGCGCUUUCUCGAGGGCUCAUCUUACGAAUGUGCAAAUGGCCAGACGAUGAAAUAAUAGUAUCUAUAUCGGAAUUGGUUAUGUAUUUGUUUCGU